Molecule: messenger RNA, 1108 nt
Organism: Aedes albopictus (Asian tiger mosquito)
Lineage: Eukaryota; Metazoa; Arthropoda; Insecta; Diptera; Culicidae
Product: RWD domain-containing protein 1
Exons: 2
Coding region: 237-968 (243 amino acids)
Biological process (GO): cytoplasmic translation
Molecular function (GO): protein binding
Source: RefSeq, a predicted model, not a curated record
ACCUUGCGGCACCGUGUGCGGUGUUUACGAAAAUCGUAUCAAAAUCGGUUCUGUGGCGAGUGUUUUCUGGCGUGGCGGAAUAAUAUUCGGAAUAUAAGGAUUCCGCAUGCCGUUUCGAGCGCAAGUCGAUUCCUAGAUCACUUCUUAUAGAACCGUACUGCUUCCCCGACCGGUAGGUUCGGAAAAAAUAUCCCUCACGUUACUGCCAUUAGUGUCGUCUAGCAAUUUGCAAAAGCAUGGAGCGAAACCAUCGAGAAGAUCAGUGCAAUGAAAUCGAAGCGCUCGAUUCGAUCUACUGCGGAGAGCUGGAAGUGCUGGAAACGGAACCGCUCCACCGGUUCAAACUUCCAAUUGCGACCACCGAAUACGAUCCGGAAGUGGAAACCGAAGGACUGUCCUGCAAGCUAGUGUUUACCUAUACGGAAAAAUACCCGGACACAGCACCUCUGGUAGAGAUUGAAGAUCCGGAAAAUUUUCGUGACGGUUACGAAAAGGGGCUGCUGGAACAUAUUCAAGAAACGAUCCAAGAGAACAUCGGAAUCGAAAUGAUCUUCUCGUUGGUGAGUUCCGCACAGGAGUGGCUGAACUGCAAAUAUGACGAACUGAAGAAUGAAGCUGAAAAUGAGAAGGAGGCAGCGAAACGACAUCAAGAGGAAGAGGAACGCAAAAAGUUCGAGGGCACUCGAGUUACAGUGGAGUCCUUCAUGGUGUGGAAAACCAACUUUGAGCGGGAAAUGGGCAUCACAGAGCGAAAAGAGAAGAUCCUUGGCGAAACGCGAAAGCUCACAGGAAAGGAACUGUUCCUGCAGGACAAUACCCUCAACGAGUCCGAUCUGAAGUUCCUGAUGGACGCUGGAGAACCGAUCGAAAAUGUGCGGAUCGACGAGUCCCUGUUUCAGAACAUCGAAGAUUUGGAAUUGGACUCGGACGAUGACGACGAUGAAGAUUAUGUGCCGGAUGAGAAGUAAAACGGGGAGCAAAGCACGUAUCGGUAUGUGGAAUCGUUAUAUACCUUAAUGUUUUUAUAUUUACUUGCUUAGGACCUUAAAAAAUGUGAAAAGGCAUGUUUGACAGAAUAAGAGCCGAUUGAAGUCGGAAAAGUACGAAA